Messenger RNA from Rhododendron vialii, 1399 nucleotides. RefSeq names its product probable E3 ubiquitin-protein ligase RHB1A. Lineage: Eukaryota; Viridiplantae; Streptophyta; Magnoliopsida; Ericales; Ericaceae. Bases 351 to 926 code for a protein of 191 amino acids. The transcript is spliced from 6 exons. Gene Ontology annotation, molecular function: ubiquitin-protein transferase activity. The record is from RefSeq and is a predicted model, not a curated record.
GAGUUCAAAAAGCAUACACGAAAAAAAAAAAAAAAAAGUGGGGAAAGAAAAUCCUCCUUUCCUCUCUCUCUCUCUGUCAGCCUCAGGCACACCCAAAACGCAACAACACAGGGGCGGGCCGGGCGGCCACCUACCAUUAACAAGAAUCUCUAGCCUUUCGGUCUGUUUGCAGGUUGUGUUCAAUUGGGUUUGCUGUCUUUAGCUUACCCAGAAGGAAAAAAGAAAGAAAACUUCUUGUUCCUUGCACUUGAAAUCAGGAUUGGCGCUACUACCAGUAUAUUAUGGGAUAAUACAGGAUGCAACAUGCCAUGAGCCCAGGGACUUGAGUGCCUAACACAAACACUGCAGGAAUGGGGGGUUGCUGUUGUUCUUCCCGAAAACCACAGCUACAUGGAACACCUGUGUAUUACUAUUGUCCUCCGAUUUUGGAAGAGCAUGAGUCCUUGACGUCUCAUGAUAGUGCAGCCAUGGUACUGACUGCAGGGUUCCUGGUUGAUUUAAAUUUGGAUACGUCAACCCCUGACACUUAUCGACCCCCUCCUGCACCUAUACCAUAUGACGUGGUUCUAGGACGUUCACAAUCAACAGACUCUGAGUCCCUGAGCGACACUACUAAUGGCAGUGGCUAUGAAAAUAUGUCUUCAUGUGCAGAUGUUAAAGAGCCAGAUUGUGAAACUGACUCUGACAUUCUUCUUGCCUCCCCAAAGAAGUUUGAGUUUCGAAUUCUAAAAUCAGGUGAUCUUAAUGUAUCAGCACUGGAAGAUGAGGACGUCUGUCCGACUUGUCUUGAAGAUUACGAUGCAGAGAACCCAAAGAUUAUCACAAAAUGUAACCAUUGUUUUCACCUUUCGUGCAUUCUAGAGUGGAUGGAAAGAAGUGACACUUGCCCUAUAUGCGACCAGGAAAUGAUAUAUGAAGCAAACUAAUGCUUUGAAGAUGGAGCUUCAUGGCUCUUCGAAGUAUAAGCGUGCAGACUCGGAUACUGCAGACACAUGGCGGGUAAUGGUUGUUGUAAAUGGUUAGGGCCAAUGGACUCUAAAUCCAUCUUAGCUUGUUCAUUAGUAUUUAUUAGAUUUUUUUUCUUUAUUAUGCCAACCUAAAAAGAGAGACGGAGCGCAGCUGCUUGCUGCCCUUAGCCUUAGGUUGGCUGUGUAUAUAUUAAGGUCCAUUUCCUUUCACUAGUGAUCAAACCCUCAUUUUAUGGGUUGAAGAAUCUGAGGAGUAAUUAUUCAGUGCCCCUAGGGCACCGCUACCCCGUGUCCAUCCCCCUCCGCCACCCCAUGGGACCUAUACAUUUUGUCUUGGAUUCCCCAGAAAUGCGUAGUGAUGGAUAAGCCAGGGCCACUGAAUAAUUUUUCUUUGUUUAAGGGAUCUAAUUGCAGCACGGCAAAUUACCCUC